UGAACCUGUCGCAUGCAGCGCGGAUGCGAGAACUUCACCGCGCGCAGCUCUUUCAUCCCCUUUAAUGUGAGGAUGAAAUCGCCGAAAUAACGUUCAUGCUUUAUGUCCUUGGACUGAAUGAAGGUACCAAGUUUAAUAUGGGCCAAUCAGAUACAGCCAACGAAAUGGAAGACUUGGUCCAUGAUGGCGAUGAAGAGACCAUUUGGCAUGAAGGCAACUUGGUCAAUGACAGCAAUCCUUACAAACCCACCUUUGUGGAUGACAUCACCAAGCACCUGAGUGUUCAGAUUUCUCUUAUAUUAGCAUACUCGCUAAUAAUCCUACUAGGAUUUUUGGGCAACACCCUGGUCAUUUACAUGAUCAUUCUGUACAGAAACAUGCGUACGGUCACCAACUACUUCAUUGCUAAUCUCGCUUUGGCCGACUUAAUGGUGGACACGGUGUGCUUGCCUUUCACGCUUGUAUACACAUUGUGGGAUGAAUGGAAGUUUGGUGCCAUAAUGUGUCAUAUGGUGCCUUACAGUCAAGCUCUGAGCAUCCACGUGUCCAUUCUUACUCUAACAGUCAUUGCUCUAGAGCGCUAUAGGUGUAUCGUCUUCCAUCUUGGCCAACGCCUCAACAGAUGCACUAGUUUUAUUAUCAUCGGCCUUAUUUGGACAUUCGCUGCCGUACUAGCUGGCCCGUUGGCUAUUUUCCGGGAAUAUCGCUACGAGGAGAUCCCAUACAUUGACUUACGGAUCGCAGUUUGCUCCGAGAAAUGGCCCAAUGGAACCAAUCGUGAUGCAGUCAUCUAUAGUUCAUUUAUGCUUCUAUUGCAGUACAUAGUACCAUUGGCGAUCAUCAGCUAUGCAUAUGUGUGUAUCUGGAUUAAACUGAAGAACCACGUCAGCCCUUCCAACCGCAAUGAUGGUAUCGUGCGUCGCAAAAAGACCACAAAGAUGUUGGUCCUGGUAGUCGUGGUCUUUGCCGUCUGCUGGCUUCCCUUUCAUGUAUUUCAACUGGCUAGUGACCUCGACUUGGUUCUGAAGUUCAGAGAGUACAAACUCAUCUAUACCUUUUUUCACAUCGUGGCAAUGUGCUCAACCUUUGUCAAUCCGUUGCUGUAUGGUUGGAUGAACCAGAACUACAGGAAUGGUUUUCUCAUGUUCUUCCGCUGUGAACACAAGCCAGACAGCAUCUAUCCUGAUGGAUCCUUCAGAACUCGAUCGUUGCGAGGGAUGAUUGUGAAUGGGCACAAUGAUGGUCAACCUGUGACUGCAGUCUGA
Molecule: messenger RNA, 1265 nt
Organism: Xyrauchen texanus (razorback sucker)
Lineage: Eukaryota; Metazoa; Chordata; Actinopteri; Cypriniformes; Catostomidae
Gene: npy7r
Product: neuropeptide Y receptor Y7
Exons: 2
Coding region: 96-1265 (389 amino acids)
Biological process (GO): G protein-coupled receptor signaling pathway
Cellular component (GO): membrane
Molecular function (GO): neuropeptide Y receptor activity
Source: RefSeq, a predicted model, not a curated record